ACUUUGCCAUUUCUUUUCUUUCCUUUAUUAUCUCUUUUAACUUAGUUACUCAGAAUCAUCGCACCACAUUUGCUUAUUAACGCAAUACUAACUUUUGUUGAAAGGCUAUUUAAAGUUCUGCAGUUUUUCUCGUCAUCAUCAUCAAGACCUGAUAAGAGGACAAGCGAUGCCAACAAAGACUGACAUUCGACAUGAAGGUCUCAAUGUGAAAUCGUUUUUAUUCCAAAGAGUUCAAGAAACACUGACAUUCUUAUACAAGUAUGUCCAAUGGAUUAUAUUAUGGAAACCAAGAAUACCUACUGUCACUAGUACUGCUACUAUUGCGAUACGAGCCAAAGCAUCACCGCCCGCAUCUUUUGAAACGACCAAAGCCAGGAAUUUAAACAGUUCACCCCAUACCAAUGCUUUACAAUACUACAAAGGAAAGACAAUAGUGCUCGAUUUAGACGAAACACUUGUCCAUUCUGUUCGAUUGGGAACUAUGUCAUCCGAUACGAUGAGGAGUGCGACGAGUGCUUCUAUCAAAAAGAAGGUCAUCGAAGUGCUGAAUGAUAAACAAAGUGUCCUUUAUGAAGUUUAUAAACGACCUCAUGUCGAUUUUUUCUUAUCCACUGUCAGUCAAUGGUACAGAGUUGUGAUCUUCACGGCUUCCAUGGCAGAAUAUGCCGAUCCUGUCAUUGAUUGGCUGGAUCAAGAUCAGCAUUAUAUCUCUCAGAGAUAUUUUAGACAGUCGUGUUUAUUGAAAGAUGGAAACUUUUUGAAGAAUAUUUCCUUGGCUGAACCGGAUUCGUCAAAAGUAUGCUUAGUGGAUAACAGCAUAGCUGCUUUCGAGUUAUGCCAAGAAAAUGCAAUUCCUUUACCUACGUGGAUAUCCAAUCCAGAAGACGAAUGCUUGUUGGAUUUAUUACCCUUAUUAGAUGCUCUACGGUUUACAGCCGAUGUACGGAGUAUUUUGAGCUUACGGAAUGCUUCUUCAUUUAUGAAUAUCUGAGCUCUGCUCUCAUUCACCCACUUUAUUUAUUCAAAAUUGAUUAAUAUCUACAUUAUCGUAGAAUGACUGACUGAUCUAUCUAUCACAAAGCGUUCAUGCUAACUAAUGUGAUGCAUAGCGUAGAAGUGCUCUUUUCUUUGAUUUUAUCCCCAAUA
Mycotypha africana is the source of this 1146-nucleotide messenger RNA. RefSeq names its product NLI interacting factor-like phosphatase-domain-containing protein. The record is from RefSeq and is a predicted model, not a curated record. Bases 167 to 991 code for a protein of 274 amino acids. Gene Ontology annotation, molecular function: protein serine/threonine phosphatase activity. Lineage: Eukaryota; Fungi; Mucoromycota; Mucoromycetes; Mucorales; Mycotyphaceae. The transcript has 4 exons.